AAUAUUGUUUGAUCUCUUCACCUACAUUUAAACAGAUGAAAACUGAGCAGAAAAGAUGGUUGAUCAUUUGUGUAGUUGCAACAUUUUUUAUGUCUAAUUCGAGUUGCAAUAAGGUUGUUCAAGGUGUCCCUCAAGUUCCAUGUUACUUCAUUUUUGGUGAUUCGCUAGCCGAUAAUGGAAAUAAUAACAGAAUCGCAACAAUGGCACGGGCAGAUUACUUGCCAUAUGGCAUUGAUUUCCCAAGAGGCUCGACCGGAAGGUUUUCCAACGGUAAAACCGUCGUUGAUGUUAUCACUGAACUUUUGGGCUUUAACGAUUAUAUUCAACCUUAUGCAAAUGCUAGCGGUCGUGAAAUACUUCGAGGUGUAAACUACGCCUCAGCAGCUGCAGGAAUCAGAGACGAAACUGGCCAACAAUUGGGUGCGCGCAUAAGCUUUGGCGGACAAGUAAAUAACUAUGUAACUACGGUUUCACAUAUCGUUGGUAUACUAGGAAAUGCUAAUUUGGCUGCAAAUCAUAUCAAGAAAUGCAUAUUUUCCAUCGGGUUGGGAAGCAACGAUUACCUAAACAAUUACUUCAUGCGGGAUUACUAUGAUACUAGUCAUAGAUACACCGCGAAAAAGUAUGCUGACGCUCUCAUUCAACAAUACGCUAAGCAGAUCAGGAUAUUGUACAACUAUGGAGCAAGAAAAUUUGUGUUCAAUGGGAUCGGGCCUAUUGGGUGCAGUCCAAACUCAUUGGCACAGUACAGCCAGGACGGGUCGACUUGCGUUGCAAAGAUUAACUCGGCUAAUCAAAUGUUUAACCGCCGGUUGAUAUCUCUAGUUGACUACUUUAACGAAAAUUUACCCGACGCCAAGUUCAUCUACAUCAACAAUUACGGCAUUUUCCGAGAUCUAAUUAACCGUCCUAAAAACUUUGGUUUCAGGGUAACAAAUAAAGGGUGUUGUGGGGUGGGGAGAAACAAUGGCCAAAUUACAUGUCUUCCGUUUCAAACACCAUGUCAAAAUAGAAACAAUUAUAUAUUUUGGGACGCUUUUCAUCCGACAGAAGCUGCGAGUACAAUUGUAGGUCGGAGAUCUUACAGCGCUGCAUCGUCCACAGAUGUGUACCCGAUUGAUAUUCGACGCUUGGCUCAACUGUAAACGUAGUACCACCAUCGCACGCGAUUAGUUUCAUAGUGUGUGUUAUGGGACCAAUCUGGAUUACCAAACCAUAUGGUGUACUUUUUAUAUAUGACAACUCGUGUUUUAGUUGAAUGGAUCACAUGUACAAUAAAGGUAGACAGUAAAUUGUGUCCCUACCA
Molecule: messenger RNA, 1306 nt
Organism: Helianthus annuus (common sunflower)
Lineage: Eukaryota; Viridiplantae; Streptophyta; Magnoliopsida; Asterales; Asteraceae
Product: GDSL esterase/lipase At4g18970
Exons: 5
Coding region: 36-1145 (369 amino acids)
Molecular function (GO): hydrolase activity, acting on ester bonds
Source: RefSeq, a predicted model, not a curated record